Molecule: messenger RNA, 3516 nt
Organism: Labrus mixtus (cuckoo wrasse)
Lineage: Eukaryota; Metazoa; Chordata; Actinopteri; Labriformes; Labridae
Exons: 25
Coding region: 96-2366 (756 amino acids)
Source: RefSeq, a predicted model, not a curated record
UCAUCUUGCUGAAAGAAUCAAUCUUAAAGCUCAUCUGUUCAUCAGUUGAUCUCUUUGCUAAGGUUUUUUUUUUUUUGUCGCAGGUCUCCUUCACCAUGACCAUGGGUCACACUCUGCUCCAGACCUCUCUGGUUCUCUGGUUGGCUCAGCAAACUCUGCAAGGCGGGGUUAAACCUCAACCACAAACUGUGUCCUGGGGGAGAGUGUUGCCAGUGAGAGGUGUUGGCAUUGGAGUAAAACCUGGAGUUGCAGGUGCCCUUGGAGCACUGGGAAGCCGAUAUGGCAGCAAAGCAAUGAAGACUGGACUUGGACGUUAUUCAGGGGCUCAGCUUGGUGCUGGAGGUUACAGAUCUCUUGGAUUGGGAGGUAGGGCCGGCCUGAGGCAAGGUGGAUAUGGAACUCCGGGGGCCUAUGGUGCAAAUCUGGGUGCUGGAAUGCCUUUGGGGGCUGGACUAACUAAUGGACUGGGACUGGGUUUGGGCCAGGGAGGAAAGCGUGUUUACGGUGCUGGUCUUGGUACUCACCCAGGAUACGGGCCUUUAGCCGGCAUUGCUUAUCCUGGAGCCCGGCCCGGAGCUGGACUUGGGUAUCACACUGGACACAAGGCUAAAGAGCAAAAACCUGGUGUGUCUACAGCAGACUUGGGUGGACCUGAGAUGGCAAAUCUGGGCCAAGCUGUUCAAGAGCUGAAGAGAGAAAAAAGCAGUCACUUGUAUGGACAAAGAGACACGACUGGCGGACUUGAAACGCCCAGUAUGGGGAGAGGCAACAUACUCGGUCCCACUGCUCUUGACACUGGCUUUAGACAGGUCAAAAGCCUUGAUCCGAUGGUUAAGUCAUCAAGUCUUAGACCAUUGACACCCUUUGACAAACAAAGAAAACUUCUGGCACAAGGAGGCGAAAGUUAUGAUCCUAUGCUUUUAGAAAGAAGGAGUGCAGCAAACCAUGGAGCCACACUUGCCGCCCGAAGUGUAAGACAGCAACUUCCACUUGUUCAAGCCAAUAUCCGAACUCAGGGUUCGCCUCAGGUACAGCAUACAGGAGAAUACGAUUCAUUAAUCCAUCCAAAUCAGCGACGCCCAAACUGUGGACCAACUAGAGAUUCAUCAGGUGUUCUGGACAUUAAGCGCCGUGAGCUUCUUGGGUCAGAAAGGCAGAGGACUCCGAGUUUAUUUCCCAGGAUUCACGCUGAUAAGGACAGCAAACACCUUGGACACACAAUUCAACAAGCACGAGGCGAAAUAAAUUAUGGACUGCCUCUCCCACAAAUUCAAGAUGUCCGAAGUGGUAUAUACUCACUAUCACACGGUCAGGCAACAGGAAGCCAUUUAUCUGCCGUAGCAGAUGGGCAGGCUGUCAAAGACCUUGGGCCUUCCCAGAAGACGAAAGGGCCUAGGAUUCAUGGGAGCAUUGCUGUAGAAAACCUUAGUCCUGGUUCCGUUAAUCUUCAGGUACAAGGAGCGAGGAACCAAGGACCUGUGAGUGGAAGUGAAAUCCAAAGUUUAGGCAUUACCUCAAUAGAAAGGCAAGAAGGUGAAGGUGUAACUGUUGAUGGUCAGGAACAAAUACCCUUUUCUCAUACUGACCAUGAUGUCACAAAGUCAAAAGCUCUCAGCAUCCCAGGACAGACUGGGAGGCGUAACCAGGCAACAAGUUACAUGGGUGGAGCAGGAAACUAUGGGGGCCACGGGGGCUAUGGGGCAGGUUUGGGACAGGGCGCAUACCUCGGUGCAACUGGCAAACUUGGAGCUGCUGCUGCUCUUGGACAGGGUGGAUAUCCCCAUGGUGCUGCAGGGAUAUCACCUGGCUAUGGUGAGGGAGCAACUGGUUACCUGGGUGCUAUGGCAGGCAAUGGCUACGGUGGAGAUGCUGCAAAGGCGAUGUCUGCAGGUUAUGGGAAUGGUUACAGCGAUGGUUACGGGGCUGGGCUUGGUUACCCUGCAGAGUUAGCUGAUGGUGCAGGACACAAAGCAAGAAAGAGUGAAGCCCUCAGCACAGGCGGCUACGCUGGGCAGGUCCAGGGGGCGUAUGGAGCGCUCGGUGCAGGCCUGGAAUCCCCUGGUGGCAAAUAUGUAGGAGGAGCUGCUCAGGUUCCUUACGCGAAUGCUCCAGUGAUCCCUACUGGACUGGAGGCUGAUGGCGGCUACCCAUAUCCUGCUCAGCAGCUGGCCCUGGGUGCAGAAGGUGCAAAAACCGCCAACAAAUUUGGGACUGGUGCAGGGUUCGGAGCUCAGCAAACAGGUUACCGCGCACAGCUAGGAGCAACUCAAGAUGCCUUGGGAGAUCAAACUGGCAAAUAUGGAGGAGUGGAUGGUGCGCUUGGCAACGGAUACAAAGGUGAGAAUGAGGGAACGGUUGACACUUAGUGCUUCUUAGGUCAAGCUUAAACUGAGAUUGUUUAAGUUCACCUCCUUGUGUCAUGUGUGCCCCUAUUCAACAGUAUAUGCCAACAAAAAAGCACAAAAUAUCUGAUUCUUUUUUUCAGCUAAGUGUAAUAUGUGUGCCCAUGACAACCAAUAAUGUCUUAACAUCCACCAAUCUAUCAUCUUAUAGCUGCUCAGCGCUAAGAUUAAUCAGUAAGCCAUCUAGCAACAGAGUGUCAAAAGAGGUGUGGCACCUAAAACCUCAUUGUUUAAAAAAAUACUGAGGGGCAUAAAUGUGUCUGUGACAGCCACAGAUCAUGUAAACACCAUUUAACGGUUGAUCAGUACUGCUUCAGCAACAACGUGGAGCAUAGAUGGGCUAAGCCUCUUUCUCCCUGAGGGGGCAGACACAACUUUAUUUAUCACUUUUCCACUUUCAAAUACAAUUCUUCCCGGCAUUAUUUCAAUGCCCGUCUAUCCUGAGCGCCUCGUUUAAGCUCAAAUCACCAGAAAUGCUGACUCAACAUCAUCAAACUUUUUACAACCCCACCAAAGAAGUUCUUAGAUUUUCAAAUCAAAUCCAUUUUGACGUUACUUUUAUUCCUUAUUUAAAGAGCUUCUCUCAUUUCAUGAAAAGUAUAAAAUGUCUGAGUUUGUUAUGAGUGACAUAUAGUAUUGUGUUAUGUCGGCAGCACUGCACAGACUUUGCUGCAGUCUUGUGCAUGUCAUCAACCAGUAAAAAUAUUUAUUUCCUUAAUCAUUAUCUUUGCUCUCCACCCCCUGCCCUCUUUGUCUUUGUCUUCAACCAGGCUAAUUCAAUUGACCUGAACUUCUUCAAGUGGAUCAAGUCCAUAAUGUGUUCAGUGUUGUGUGUUUUUUAAAGCGUUUUUUUUGUGUUUCACUCCAAUUCAUCCUGUUGUGCUGUCUGUUGUCUUUUGUUUAAUCUUUCUUAGAUCUUUUUUUUUUUCGUUCUCUGUAAGUGGACAUGUGUUACCCAUAUCUGUUUGUCUUUGUCCAAAACACAUUAUUACCCCACCAUAGAUGAGCAUAAAUAAAAUUGUCUCUAUGUUUUGAAAUGAUUAUUGAAAUGAUAUCACUGUUUGAAUCCAAUAGAUUAUAUGUCAAAUGCUGAAUUAAAGUCUGUUAAUAAAAA